AUGAGUCCAGAGGAGAUUGACAGUACUGGCAGAGCAUCUGUUUGUUUUGUUAAAAUUGAAGCAAUGAUUAACCCCAGGGAAAAGGAAAAAGAAUCUGUAACAGUACUGGGAGGAUGGGAGUGUGUGUAUGGGGAUGUGAGCAAGGAGAGAGAGUUGAUGAGCUGGCCAGUUGAGGAUGACACAGUUGGUGAAGAUCGACACACUCCCUCCCCGAAGGGCAGUGGGUUUCCCUCUCAACCCCCGAGCUUCAGGUGGGGGCUUUGGACCGUGUUACCUGAUCUGGGAAACCUGAAGCUCUGGAACCCAACCCACGCAGAGAAAGCCCGAGGCCGGCUGCGCCCCGGGCCUGCCUCCCACCGAGAAUGCGGGCGAGGCUGGGACCGGCCGGCUCCUUGCUUGGGGGCAGGAGAAACGCUGCAGUUGGGCUGGAGCUGCAGGCGCCGAGUGGCCUGCGGAGACGGCCGGCCCUCGGCGCGGGAUCGAGGCUCGACUGCCACUUUCUCGGUGCAGGCCUGCUGCCGCCCUAUCGAGGGACCCGCAGGAAACCUCCACCCGGCCUCGACCGCCCCCGGGAGCGCAGCGUCCGCUUCCAUCCUCAGCCAGCCCAGGACCCAGGCCGCCUGGCUGAACGAGGACCGGCCUCACUCUGCAGCCCCUCAUCCUCCUCCCACCGCUGCGCCAGUCAGGACCCCGACCCUCGCCCCACCUCGGCCCUUGCGCUGCGGGCCCAACCUCAGACUCCCACCAGGCCCGGCCUGCCCCGUAGUCUAUGAGGGUCCGGGGCGAGAGCCAGGCGCCGAGUAUGAAAUUAAUCUUUUGGGGCUCAUCCAGAGAAGAAGAACACGCAUUGGGUAUUCAUUUAAGAAAGAUGAGGUUGAGAAUUCUAUCGUACGACGAGUGCAAGGUGUCUUCCGACGUGCUUCAGCAAAGUGGAAGGAUGAUGUUCAACUUUGGCUGUCCUACGUAGUGUUCUGUAAGAAAUGGGCUACCAAAGUUCAACUUAGCAAGGUAUUUUCUGCCAUGUUGGCCAUUCAUUCAAACAAGCCAGCUUUGUGGAUUAUGGCAGCCAAAUGGGAGAUGGAAGAUCGCUUGUCUUCAGAAAGUGCCAGACAACUAUUUCUUCGGGCUCUGCGCUUUCACCCAGAGUGUCCAAAACUUUAUCAAGAAUACUUUAGGAUGGAGUUGAUGCAUGCUGAGAAACUGAGGAAGGAAAAGCAAGAAUUUGAAAAAGCCAAAAUGGAAGUGGAGAAUCUUGAUUAUGCAGAAGAAAUCCUUAAUGGUGAAUUGGCACGAAUUGUCUACAAAAACUCUGUGAGCAUAAUUAAAGGUGCAGAAUUUCACGUGUCAUUGCUUUCAAUUGCACAGCUAUUUGAUUUUGCCAAAGAUUUGCAAAAAGAAAUCUAUGAUGACCUUCAGGUGCUACACACAGAUGACCAUUUCACUUGGGAUUAUGUGGCACGGCGAGAAUUAGAGAUUGAGCCCCAGCCAGGAGAAGAGCAGCCUGUAACGAAACAAGCCAAAGCAGUGUGUGUGGACCGGAAGGAGGAGAGGUGCUGUGCUGUAUAUGAAGAGGCAGUGAAGACUCUGCCUACAGAGGCCAUGUGGAAAUGUUACAUCAAUUUUUGCUUGGAGAGAUUUGCUAAGAAGACAAAUAGUGAAUUCCUCAGAGAGAAGAGGCUGGAAAGGACCAUGAUUGCAUUCCGAAAGGCACAUGAACUCAAGCGUCUGCCAGAAUUCCAGUACAAGCAGUGGAUUGAGCUGCUGCUGCAUCAUGACUUCUUUAAGGAAGCCCUGGAGGUGGCUGUAGCUGGGAUUGAAUUGUUUAGAGACUCUGUGACAAUGUGGCAGAUGAAGCUGCAGGUGCUGAUUGGAUCAAAGAGCACGGACAUUACCAUGCUGUUUGAAGAAGCCUUUGUGUACCUGAAGCCCCAGGUUUGUCUACCAUUGUGGAUUUCUUGGACAGAGUGGAGUGAAGAUACUAAAAGCCAAGAAGACACAGAAGCUAUCUUUAAGAAAGCUAUCGUAGCUGUCACAGGUGCCGACUCAGCAACCCUGAAGGAUAAGUAUCUGGACUGGGCUUACCGAAGUGGCGGCUACCGAAAGGCCAGAGCAGUGUUUAGAAGUUUACAGGAAAGUCGCCCGUUUUCGGUUGAUUUUUUCAGGAAAAUGAUCCAGUUUGAAAAGGAGCAAGAAUCCUGCAAGAUGAUGAAUUUAAGAGAAUAUUAUGAGAGGGCUUUAAGAGAGUUUGGAUCUGCAGAUUCUGAUCUUUGGAUGGAUUACAUCAAAGAGGAAUUGAAUCACCCUCUUGGUAGACCUGAGAAUUGUGGACAGAUCUAUUGGCGAGCCAUGAAGAUGUUGCAGGGAGAGUCAGCAGAGGUGUUUGUAGCUAAACAUGCUAUGCAUCAAGCUGGCCAGCUCUGA
This is a messenger RNA of Orycteropus afer afer, 2421 nucleotides long. RefSeq names its product UTP6 small subunit processome component (gene UTP6). Gene Ontology annotation, biological process: maturation of SSU-rRNA from tricistronic rRNA transcript (SSU-rRNA, 5.8S rRNA, LSU-rRNA). NCBI's taxonomy places the organism in Eukaryota, Metazoa, Chordata, Mammalia, Tubulidentata, Orycteropodidae. The record is from RefSeq and is a predicted model, not a curated record. Bases 1 to 2421 code for a protein of 806 amino acids. Gene Ontology annotation, cellular component: Pwp2p-containing subcomplex of 90S preribosome; small-subunit processome. The transcript is spliced from 20 exons. Gene Ontology annotation, molecular function: protein binding; snoRNA binding.